GUUCAGAGUGGAAAGGUUGCCAGGAUGAAGAAAUGGCAGCCGACGGGCUGCGGUGUUGGCACUGACCAAAAUGGCUAAUUUCUGUAUCGACUAACGCUCAUGAAUUCACGCACUACGUUGAUAUGAGGAAUAUACGCAAAAAUACGAUACGUAAAUUAAACUAGGAAGGCGUUUGAAGACGUUAAAGCCAUGGCCUCGCUGUAUGAGAUAGUGUGGCGGUUUUUGCACGCGCUGUUGUAUCUCCAGCGCGCGCUUGUCGUCUGGUUCCGAGUCCACAUCUGGAGGUGGAAACUAGCCGUGGUGGACUUAUUAUUGCCCCUUGCUCUUGGCUUUCAUAACCAGAAUAAAGCAGGACCCAAAGGCACACGGACCAGCCGCAGAGUUCGCUGGGCAGCCGAUGGCAGGACGUUAGAAAAGCUGCCUCUUCAUGUGGGGCUAUUGGUGACUGAGGAGGAGAUCCACUACACGGAUAUUGCCAAUCUGGUGGUCUGGUGUAUGGCAGUGGGCAUCUCAUAUGUCAGUGUUUAUGAUAAUCAAGGUGUUUUCAAGAGGAAUAACUCCAGACUGAUGGAGGAGAUCCUGAAACAGCAGCAGGAGCUUUUGGGAAUGGACAGCUCCAAAUAUUCAGUGGAGUUUUUGAAGAAUGGUACAAAUAAGCAGGAGCCUCAAGUGUUAUCUUGUCAGUCAGUGGUGAAGGUUUUAUCUCCAGACGAUGGACGGCUCAGUAUCGUCCAGGCAGCCCAGCAGCUCUGUAGAGCCGUCGAACAGAAGGAAAAGACAUCAAAAGACAUUAAUGUCAAUGUGCUGGACUCAUUACUCAGAGAGUCGAAAAACAUACCUGACCCAGACCUGGUGCUGAAGUUUGGCACUGUGCAAAGCACUCUUGGUUUUCUUCCCUGGCACAUCAGAUUAACAGAGAUUAUCUCAAUGCCGUCCCACAUAGACGCCUCUUAUGACAACCUGUACGAUGCUCUUCAGCAUUUUGCAGGUUGCGAGCAGCGGCUGGGCAAGUGAAGAGCAGUCGGCAGAGAGCAGAACAGAAGGACCUGAAUGAGCGAGAGGGAUUGGAGGAGCUCCAUCUCUCUCUCUUCAUGUUUACAGUAGAAGCACUGGAGCCUCAGCGCCAGCAAAACCCUGCUGCCGCUGCUCUUCAUCUCUGCUCAUCUCCGCCAAGGCGUCUUUCUCUCUUUGUGUGUGUGUGCGUGCGUAUGUGAGAUGUACCUGUAUGUUUGUGUAUGUGUGAGUCUCCCGUGAGUAACUACACGCAGAAAAGGACGCAAGGACAUUUUGCCCACAAGCAAGCCAGAUGCAAGGAACAUUAAAGGAUUCCUUAUUCGCCAUAAGGUGUAAUUGUAUCGUCACUAUUUUUAUUUGGCGUAUUUUUGGACAUUGUUUGAAUGGUGCACUGAACUCUAUAGAAAUGGAAUACAGUCAUCUAUGGAAGACUGUUUCCAUCAUUUAGAGUUUAAAAAAAACAGAUGUGACUGAAUUUUGAUAUAUUUUUUUAAUUGUCUAAAAUCUAACUAUUCUUUUGAAAUUUGGACUUUAUUUCUUGUAAUCCUGAUUUUCUUCUUAGAAUUGAGAGUUUAUAUCAGAAUUGAUUUAUUACAUAAAGACAUCUAAAUUAA
Molecule: messenger RNA, 1628 nt
Organism: Danio aesculapii
Lineage: Eukaryota; Metazoa; Chordata; Actinopteri; Cypriniformes; Danionidae
Gene: nus1
Product: NUS1 dehydrodolichyl diphosphate synthase subunit
Exons: 5
Coding region: 190-1014 (274 amino acids)
Cellular component (GO): dehydrodolichyl diphosphate synthase complex; endoplasmic reticulum membrane
Molecular function (GO): ditrans,polycis-polyprenyl diphosphate synthase [(2E,6E)-farnesyl diphosphate specific] activity
Source: RefSeq, a predicted model, not a curated record